AAAAAAAAUAUUAAUAAUAAUAAUAAUGGCUUCAAAUUCCUCUCUCUUAUGUUUUUUCUUUUGUUUUCUCUUUCUUUGUCAUAUCACUGCCGCUCAGGUAUUUGAGCGACAGCAGAUAUUCCCAACACCGCAGAACUUGCGGCAGCAUAAGGCAUUCAGGUCCAAGACCGAGUGCCAGAUCGAGCAUCUGAACGCUCAGGAACCUAAUCGCAGGUUCGAGGCUGAGGCCGGAGUUGUAGAGUUUUGGGAUGCUACCCAAGAACAAUUUGAGUGCGCCGGAGUUCAAGCCGUUAGGCAUGAGAUCCGGCGCAACGGGCUUUUGUUGCCUUACUAUAGCAACACUCCCCAACUCAUCUAUAUCGUGCAAGGAAGUGGAGUUUUUUCAACCGUAUUUCCCGGCUGCGCCGAGACAUUUGAAACCGAGUUUUCACAAUCGAGGCCGACAAGAGAGCGGAGACAUGUCGAUCGUCACCAGAAAGUUAGGCGAUUUAGGGCGGGCGAUAUACUUGCAUUGCCUGCCGGAGUUACUCAUUGGACAUAUAAUGAUGGUGAAGAACCUAUUAUUAGUGUCUCACUUAUUGACACUUCUAAUAAUGCCAAUCAACUCGAUCUCACCUUCAGGAAAUUCUUCCUAGCUGGAAAUCCUCAACAGGGAGUACAACAACAAAUAUUAGGAAGACAACAAGAGGAAACAAGCCAAUUUGGAACAAGAGGCUCAGAACAAGAGAGUGGAGGCAACAUGUUAACCGGUUUCGACGCUCAACUUCUCUCUGAGGCAUUCAACGUCGACUUUGAGAUGAUAAGAAAGCUCCAGGAACAAGCGCCCGAGAGGGGAGCCAUCAUUCGCGCUGAGAACCUACGGUUCCUCAUCCCAGAAGAAUCAGAAGAACAAGAACAAGAACAAGAACAAGAACAAGAACAAGGCGAAUGUGGUAGAAAAAGAGGAUAUCCUCUUAAUGGAUUGGAACAAACUUUUUGCACAAUGAAGUUGAGGCAAAACAUUGGUCAUCCUACUAGGACUGAUGUGUACAAUCCACGUGGUGGACGUAUAGCCACGGCCAAUAGCAACACUCUACCUGUCCUUAACUAUCUCCAGCUCAGCGCGGAGAGGGGUACCCUCUAUAGGAAUGCUAUCGUGGCGCCACACUGGAACAUGAAUGCUCACUCAGUCAUCUACAUCAUACGUGGAAGCGGUCGGUUCCAAGUGGUAGGGAAUGCAGGAAGGUCCGUGUUCGAUGAUGAGGUUAGGCAAGGGCAACUAAUCGUUGUGCCUCAAAACUUCGCGAUUGUGAAGAAGGCAGGGGAGCAAGGGCUCGAGUACAUCGCUUUCAAGACCAAUGACAACGCGAUGGUUAGCCAAUUAGCCGGGCGGUUAUCGGCUAUUCGAGCCAUGCCAGAGGAAGUCCUCAUGAACUCAUAUCAAAUUUCUAGGCAAGAGGCAAAGAGCUUGAAGUAUAAUAGGGGUGAGCUUAGUGUUUUUGGUCCAAGUAGGUCUAAGAGGCAAUAUGCCUAAAAUGAAAAAUGUAACAUUACGCUAAAAAAAAAAUAAAAAAAAAUCAAAUAAUGUAAUGUCAUAAAGUCCUAUCUUUAAUGUUAGGAUUUUGUAUGUUGAGCGAAUAAUAAUGAAAAAAAAAAAAAAAUUGCCUAGUAAAAGGCAGUUCUGAAGUUA
This is a messenger RNA of Capsicum annuum, 1669 nucleotides long. Its product is annotated as prunin 1 Pru du 6.0101. Gene Ontology annotation, molecular function: nutrient reservoir activity. Bases 26 to 1513 code for a protein of 495 amino acids. The record is from RefSeq and is a predicted model, not a curated record. NCBI's taxonomy places the organism in Eukaryota, Viridiplantae, Streptophyta, Magnoliopsida, Solanales, Solanaceae. The transcript is spliced from 4 exons.